Molecule: messenger RNA, 726 nt
Organism: Zootoca vivipara (common lizard)
Lineage: Eukaryota; Metazoa; Chordata; Lepidosauria; Squamata; Lacertidae
Source: RefSeq, a predicted model, not a curated record
GUCCGAGGACUAGGCAAAGCAGGCAAAGGAGGUCGGAACCUUUGCUAUAUUUUUUCAAAACACUGACACGAGUCUCUGCUAAGCAAGCGACCUUUUUGUGCACUGAAGGAGAGGUGACUCGAUUACCCUUGCAGGUUUAUUACCUUAACAUCGGUAAGAUCAGCCGCAGCAUCCAGACUCUUCUGCCAGUUGCAGCAGGAACAGCAUCAUGAAAGCCAGGCUCUUCCUCCUCUUCUUCCUCAUGGGCCUCCUCACCAUCUGUGUUGAGCUGCCAUCUGCAGCUGGACAAAAAGUGCGCCCUGGACGGUGUCCUCGGAUUCAUGGCCCUGGCACAUGUGCAAUCACCUGUAGGAGUGAUGAGUUUUGCGGCCCUGGGGAAAAGUGUUGUAGUACUGGCUGUGGAUCUGCAUGCAAAAGAGUCAUUGAAGUGCGUCCUGGACGGUGUCCCCGGCCCACUGGACCUGGGACAUGCGAUGAACGCUGUCGCGGCGAUAGCAGUUGCCCACGUGGGCAGAAGUGUUGCAGCAAUGGCUGUGGCCACGCCUGCAUGAGACCCGUUUUUGGGUAACUUGGACUCCAGCGUGGAUGAGCCCAUCCGUGAGACUCCUCACCUGGAACAGGCAUCACAGCUGACUUCUCUCUGGCUUCCUUGGGAGCAGAAGACUCUGCAGUGGCAUGAAACCUUGUAUUGAAUAGGCUCGCCGAAUAAAAAUGAUAUGAACCUUG